Molecule: messenger RNA, 3580 nt
Organism: Physcomitrium patens
Lineage: Eukaryota; Viridiplantae; Streptophyta; Bryopsida; Funariales; Funariaceae
Product: putative xyloglucan glycosyltransferase 9
Cellular component (GO): Golgi apparatus
Molecular function (GO): glycosyltransferase activity
Source: RefSeq, a predicted model, not a curated record
UUUUGCCACUGUUUUCUGGAGAGUGUUUCGAGUAUUGCGAAUUUUGGGCGGGGUUUUCGCCAUUUGGGGCUUUUUGAUGUGAAUGUCAGGCGGUGGCGAUUAUCAGCCACGACCGGAACGUUCAGGCUUUGGACGGCCCUCCCUGUAUUCAUACCGAGUUUUGCGUGGAGUCCCUGCACGGGAUGACGCGCUAAUGCUGGGGAGGGAGAUCACACUUUCCCCUGGGGACUGAAUGAGUGGUGUCGCAGGGUGUCUUGGAAUGUGAGCGAUUGGUUUAGGAGCCACUGCAGGGUUUCUGGUUGUGUAUUAUGUCUGAAGCAUAUGCCACGGCUUCCCUCUGCUUUCUCUUUCUGCGCUACCAUCACCACAGCUCGAAAGCUGUAGGACAGAUUCCAACAUUGUUCACUUCGUUGUUCACAGAUUUAGAAUGCUGGUCGGUUGUUGAGGUUUUCCUUUAGGGACACAUUGAGCAGUUCUUUUUCAAGUUUUCAGUGGUGUACGUGCCUAAUCUUCAUGCAUGGAAGGCACCGAGAGAUUGCAACCGUUUCUGUUACAUAGAAGAGUGCUGUUUACGUAGGUGGCUUUAAAGGGGGCGACAGAAGUACCUCAAACUUGCUACCAUUUGUGACUCCUGAUGGAUUACAUUUCCCGUUAACUAUCAUCAGUCCGCAGCAUUGGCUAUAGUAGGCCUUAGCUUUAGCCGACCGUCAACAAGUUGACAACUGCAAUCUACACCUUCAUCCUCACAGGAUGCCGUCGAAGCUUGAAUUUUCCGAAUUAUUUGGUAAGGAGUCAAAUCGGGGACCACCAGUGGUGGUGAAGAUGGAGAAUCCCAACUUCGAUAUGCUGGAGUUUGAUAGUCCCACGACUGCGAUGCGUGGUGGACAGGCAGCCAAAGGCAAGGGCAAAAAUGCGAAGCAGUUAACCUGGGUGCUGCUUCUCAAAGCCAACAAGGCUGUUGGAUGCUUGACGUGGUUAGCAUCUGGUAUUAUGAUAUUGUUGGACGCCAUCAAGGAUCGACUCAUUCUCCGCAAAAAUGUCAUCAACGCUUCGAAGGGAAAGUUAUCCCGGGUUAUCAUCGGAUUUCUGAUCUUUGCGUUGAUUAUGUUGUGCGUUGAAGUGGGAGCUCACACCCUAGGCUGGCAAUUCUCCGUGCCACAAUGGCCAACCACUCUUAAUGUUUCAAGUCUUCCGCAUGCGUUAUUCAUGGGAUGGUUGUUUAUUCGUGCUUCGUACAUUGCGCCUGCGCUCCAGAAGGUGACAGACUUCUGCAUCUGGUUGUUCCUUCUUCAGUCCCUGGAUCGAAUCAUCUUGUGCAUGGGCGCUGUGUAUAUCAAGUGGAAGAAAAUCAAGCCUACGCCUGUGAGUCCCUCCCUGGAGUCUGAUGACAUCGAGCAACCGGAUAAAGGCCACCCCAUGUGCUUGGUGCAAAUACCCAUGUGCAACGAGCGGGAGUGUUACGAGCAAUCGAUUUCAGCAGUUUGCCAGCUUGACUGGCCGAAGAACCGGAUCUUGAUCCAGGUGCUGGAUGACUCAUCUGAUGAGGAGGUGGCGGGGCUGAUCGAAACAGAAGUGAAGAAAUGGCAGCAAAAAGGAAUCAACAUAAUCUACAGGCAUCGGACUGACCGUACCGGUUACAAGGCUGGAAACAUGAAGGCGGGUAUGGAAUGUGACUACGUCAAGGAUUACGAGUUUGUGGCCAUCUUCGAUGCCGACUUUCAACCAAAAUCUGACUUUCUCAAGCUUACAAUCCCCCAUUUCAAGGACAAUCCGGAGUUAGGCCUUGUGCAGGCCCGAUGGGCCUUUGUGAAUAAGGAUGAGAAUCUGCUGACACGGCUUCAGAAUAUCAACUUGUCCUUUCACUUCGAAGUUGAGCAGCAAGUGAAUGGAGUGUUUCUCAAUUUUUUUGGCUUCAAUGGCACCGCGGGCGUGUGGCGAAUCAAAGCACUGGAAGAUUCUGGUGGUUGGUUGGACAGGACCACUGUGGAGGAUAUGGACAUCGCUGUUAGGGCUCAUCUCAAAGGCUGGAAAUUCAUCUUUCUGAACGAUGUUCGGUCCCUGUGUGAGCUUCCUGAGUCGUAUGAAGCGUACCGCAAGCAGCAACAUCGGUGGCAUUCUGGACCUAUGCAACUUUUCCGUCUAGCUCUGCCAGACAUUAUCAACGCUCAGAUUUCAUGGUCGAAGAAAUUUAACAUGAUCUUUCUCUUCUUUCUCUUGAGAAAGCUCAUCCUACCAUUUUACUCCUUUACAUUAUUCUGCAUCAUCCUACCUAUGACCAUGUUCGUCCCGGAAGCAACCCUACCAGCUUGGGUUGUGUGCUACAUUCCUGCCCUCAUGUCACUCCUGAACGUCAUCCCGUCACCGAAGUCCUUUCCUUUCCUCGUACCUUUUCUGCUAUUCGAGAACACCAUGUCCGUCACUAAGUUCAACGCCAUGAUAUCGGGUCUCUUCCAACUGCGUAGUUCACACGAGUGGGUUGUCACCAAGAAGUCAGGGUCAAAAGGGUUAGCGGACAUCGCUCCAUCGUCAACAGAGGCAGAGCUUUUAGACGAGGUCAAGGAAGUGAAGACCGCACCUGUUGUUUUGGGACGAGGUUUUUCGGAGUCUGGUAUAGAUACGUUGAAACAACAAGCUGAAUCAAGCGCUCCAGCGCCAGUGCCGAAGAAGAAAGGAAGCCGUUUGUAUCGCAAGGAGCUUACUUUGUCUUUCCUACUCUUGACUGCUGCGGGCAGGAGUUUGCUCUCAGCGCAAGGAAUCCACUUUUACUUCCUUCUCUUUCAAGGUAUCUCGUUUCUUGUGGUUGGUCUAGAUCUUAUAGGAGAGCCAACCGGUUGAUCUCAGGUAUUACACGAAAGUAGUUCAUUUUUUCAAGUCUAUCGAACUUGCUCUCUGUGAGAAGAAUAGGGCUCCACCAUGUCCAGCGACCCUCAACAAGCAAGCUGAUUAGAAAUCUCAUGCAGCUUCCUUACACCGAAGCCUUCAUUGCAGAAGGAUGCAAUGCUGAUAAAGGCUUACUGCCGUUUACAGUGAUUGGGAUGGUUUGUCUUCAAGCCAAUCAUCUGUACCAGGAAUUAGUAACAAUUCAGCUCGAGAGCAGUACUGGACAAUGAGAGGUUGACGAGCUUCUAAUUUUCAAUAGAAGCCACGCACCCCAUUUUCUUUUUACUUCUAGCUGAAAAGAAAGGUCGAAGGACUUCGAUUGUGAAGAGUAGUGCCUCCCAGUGCGGUUCUUGAACACGUCAGGUUUUUUAACCUGAAACCAAUUAAAUUCAUCACGUAAUUCUUUUAGUCUUAGCUCCACGUUCAGAUGCCCCUGAAGCGUGCACUGAAGCUUGUGCUAUAAGCUUCUUUUUGUGCGAACCAAUCAUUAAUUCUCAGUGUAAAUUCCUAAGCAUUGGUGACGUAGCUCUGUAAAACUUAGUCCCAAGUUCUGUCUGGUAAACAUUUUUGCUAUGUAGGGCAUCGUCAAAUGUUUGUUUGGUUCCAACGUCAGCUGUAAUCACUCCUUUGAACAGUAUCUAGCGAUAUCAUCCGUUCAAUCUCUGUGAUCGAUUGAGUGGAGUCUUUCCGAUUUGUUUUA